CCAGCUGUUCAUAGUAGGAAAGAGAGCUGUCAAAGAUCUGGCAGGUCUGAAGAAAGCAUUGGACGAUGUCUGCAGGAUGAGGGAGGUUCCCCAGUACACGUUCCAUAAAGAUCCCGCGACUAAGCAGUUGCUAGCUUCUAAAUCAGCAAUAGGAAAGUUAACAAAGAAGGAAUCAACUUCGGCGGUGGAACAGCAACAGCAAAAUCAUAAGACAGUGCAGCAACAACGAGAGCAGGAGAUAAAGGAGCAACAACCAUUAUAUGCACAAGCCCUCGUGCAGUCCAAAUUCAGAAGGGAACCUGACAUCCCAAUGAAGACAUCAGCGGAUACCAGUGACUGCUUUGGGACAAGUCUUGCUCUCUUGCCAGGGGGCAGGCUGCUAUUGAUUGAUCGCGACAAUACAUCAGUGAAGAUGGUGGACACGAAUUCCAAUAAGUUGGUGUCCCAGAUAAAACUGUCGAGUUGGCCGUGGGAUCUGUGUCUCCUACCCGGAGACAAGGCAGCCGUUACCCUGCCUAUGGAGGGGGACAUUCAGUUUGUAUCAACUAAGGGAGAAGUAACACUACAGGGCAUUAUUAAAGUAGGUGUACAAUGUCGUGGAAUAGAUUUCUGUGAUGACAACCUGAUAGUGUCCUUUAUCGCUCAAGGUAAGGUUGUAUUGAUGGACGUUAACGGAACGUUUAGGAAGAGUGUGGACAAAGACCGCAAUGGAACACCUUUGUUUCAUUGUCCAUAUUUUCUAACAGUGACCAGAGAUGGCCGGACCCCGGCAAUAUAUGUAUCAGACUCGGACACCAGCAUCAUAACCAAGCUCAGCAUCUCUCUAGAGGUCCUCCAGACCUUUAAGGACCCGUCUCUGACGGAACCUUAUGGCCUGUCUAUUGUUGGCGACAACCAGCUGCUCGUGUGCUGGAGGGAGAGUAACAACAUCGUGUUACUAGACACGUCCACCGGCAAGAUAACCCAACUGCUUGGAAAGGUGGAGGGAAUAGAGAGGCCAUAUAGUGUGGCUAAUUGCAAAACGCAGAAGAGGAUGUUUGUCACCUGCAGUCCCAAGGACAGACCUGAAUUGGAAAAUUACGUGCAAGUCUUUAACAUGGAAUAG
Molecule: messenger RNA, 1105 nt
Organism: Mya arenaria
Lineage: Eukaryota; Metazoa; Mollusca; Bivalvia; Myida; Myidae
Exons: 2
Coding region: 77-1105 (342 amino acids)
Molecular function (GO): protein binding
Source: RefSeq, a predicted model, not a curated record